AGAAGUCAAAACGUCGGGAACGCGAAGUAAAUAAACAUAAUUUUUUUUGCGGUUUCGCGAAAAAACGCAUCUCGGUUUCGGUUGCCCGCGCGCGAUAGCGUUCCGCGGGAGUUGUUCGAACCGAGUUCACUCAUUAAACGCAAUUUCAGGAUCGCUGGGAUGUAAUCGGAGAAUCGAAAUUUCCAUGCGCCUUGGACAAUCUUCUAUGUGAACCAAAAUGACCAAAAAGUUCGAAUUCGACUGGCACAUUGCUGUUCCCGAGCCUUUGUUGAGCGGUUGUGUUGUCGAUCGCUGGACCGAAGAGAAAGAUAAUGUGGAAUACGAGCAGAAAGCUACGUUUAAGGUCGACGAGUAUGGUUUCUUCAUAUACUGGAAGAGUGAUGGACGAGACGGCGAGGUUAUAGAACUGUGCCAAGUAAGCGAUGUGAGGGCCGGCGGAGUACCCAAAGACGCAAAGCUCCUUAAUAACUUGCUUACCAAACAUGGCAACAAUCUGGACGAUAAAUCCCUUACCAUUUGCAGCGGAACCGAUUAUAUAAACGUAAAUUAUCAGCACAUUGUUUGUCCUACGCCCGAAACUGCCAAGGAUUGGUUGGAAGGUUUAAGGCAAAUCACUCACAAUGUAAAAGCUAAUAAUAUAUGCCCUAUGACGUGUUUAAAGAAACAUUGGAUGCGACUCGGCUUCUUGAUAGACCAGAAAGGUCAGAUUCCCGUGAAGGUAAUCGCGAGAACCUUCGCUUCCGGCCGUACCGAGAAAUUGGUGUACCAAUUUCUGGCCGAGCUGGGCCUGCCCAGCGGCAAAAACGACGCCAUCGAGCCCGACGCCUUCACCUUCGACAAGUUUUACAGUCUCUACCAUAAAAUCUGUCCCCGAAACGAUAUCGAGGAACUCUUCAGGACCAUAACUGAGGGCAAAGGCGAUCACAUGACCGUCGAUCAGCUGAUCAAUUUUCUAAACGAGAAGCAACGCGAUCCGCGUCUGAACGAGAUCCUCUACCCGCUGUACGACGAGAAAAGGGCGACCGAAAUUAUCGAAACGUACGAGCAAGACGAAACGGCGAAGUCUACCAAGAAAAUGACCAAGGACGGUCUUAUCAGGUAUUUGAUGUCCGACGAGAAUGCACCCGUAUUCCUCGAUCGUCUCGACAUCUACAUGGACAUGGAUCAGCCCUUGUGCGCUUACUACAUAAACUCCAGCCACAACACUUACCUGAUUGGACGGCAGUUCGGCGGUCGGUCUUCCGUCGAAAUGUACCGUCAAGUUUUGUUGGCCGGUUGCCGAUGCGUCGAACUCGACUGUUGGGACGGCAGGGGGGAGGACGAGGAACCUAUCAUCACACACGGUCGUGCCAUGUGCACCGACAUCUUGUUCAAAGACGUCAUUUAUGCCAUAAGGGACACCGCUUUCGUCACGUCCGACUAUCCCGUCAUACUGUCGUUCGAGAAUCACUGCUGCAAGACGCAGCAACACAAGCUCGCGAAAUACUGCGAUGAGAUCCUGGGCGAUUUGCUACUUAAGGAGCCUCUCGAGGACUUCCCCCUGGAUGCUGGCGUUCCCCUUCCGCCCCCGUCCUUCUUGAAGAGGAAAAUCCUGAUCAAAAACAAACGUCUGAAACCGGACGUCGAGAAACAGGAAUUGGAGUUGUUCAGGCAGGGCCAGUUCGUCAUAGAGGACGAGGAGAAAGAAGACGCCAAUGCCAGCGCGGAUCGACCUAUCCCGCCGGAUAUUUCGGCCGAGAUCCCUGCCCCCGACGCCCCGCCGGGUGAAGGCGGCGAAGCCGCCGCCUCCGCAUCGUAUACCCCUUCCACUACCAACGUUCACCCUUGGUUAAGUUCGAUGGUGAACUACGCACAGCCGGUGAAAUUUCAAGGCUUCGAUGUAGCCGAAGAGAAAAACGUCCACCACAACAUGUCGAGCUUUUCGGAACCGGCGGGCCUGAAUUAUCUAAAAACGCAGGCCAUAGAGUUCGUCAACUACAACAAGAGACAGAUGUCCCGGAUAUAUCCCAGCGGCGCCAGAGCGAAUUCGUCAAAUUACAUGCCGCAGGUGUUUUGGAACGCGGGCUGUCAAAUGGUCUCUCUGAAUUUUCAAACGUCAGAUUUACCGAUGCAACUGAACCAGGGCAAGUUCGAGUACAACGGCAACUGCGGCUACCUGCUCAAACCGGAUUUCAUGAGACGACCCGAUCGCACCUUCGAUCCGUUCGCCGAAAUUCCGGUAGAUGGUGUCAUCGCCGCCCAAUGCUCGGUCCAAGUGAUCGCCGGUCAAUUUUUGUCGGAUAAGAAGGUGGGAACUUACGUGGAAGUGGACAUGUACGGACUUCCUACGGACACGAUCCGCAAGGAGUUCCGUACGCGAUUGGUACCUGCCAACGGUCUGAACCCGGUGUAUAACGAGGAACCUUUCCUGUUCCGCAAGGUGGUACUACCGGACCUCGCGGUCCUGAGGUUCGGCGUAUACGACGAGAACGGCAAACUGCUGGGCCAAAGAAUUUUGCCCUUGGACGGUUUACAGGCCGGCUACAGGCACAUUUCGCUCCGUACCGAGGCGAAUUUCCCGAUGUCGUUGCCGAUGCUGUUCUGCAACAUCGAACUGAAGAUUUACGUGCCUGACGGUUUCGAGGACUUCAUGGCAGCGCUGAGCGACCCGAGGGGGUUCAUGGGGGCGCAGCAGAAACAGAACGAGCAGAUGUCUUCGAUGGGCAUCGAAGUAACGGAUCAAAAAGCGGAGAAGAAAGAGAAAAAAGAGGAGAAGAAAAUCGAGCCGAUAAUUUUCGAACCGAUCACGAUAGAGUCCAUAAAACAGGACAAGGGCUUCCAGAAGACAACGAAGAAGCACCAGAAAGAGUACGACGCGCUGAAAAAGAAGCACAGCAAGGAAAAGAUGUCGGUUCAGAAGGCGCAAUGCUCCGCGAUCGACAAGCUCAUCAAGGGAAAGAACAAAGCUGACCUCGCGAAUGAUCCCACUGUCCGCAAGCUCGUUACGGAACAGACGCUCGAAUGGAGUUCCCUAAUGGAGAGACACCGCAAACAGGAAUGGGAGUUUUUGAGGAACCAGCUCGACGAUCAGAGGGACGUUCUUAGGAAGCACAUGGAGCUGCUCCAGAGCCAGCAGAUGAAGCAGCUGGAGGCGAAGCACGACCAGGAGAUGAAAGAGAUGAAAAGUCAACAGGCCAAAGUGGCAGUGGAAACGAGCAAGGAAAUCGCCAACGAUAAGACGUUGAAAACGAAAAAGGACAAGGAGCGGCGCCUGCGCGAAAAGCAACAGAACAACACGAAAAAGUUCGUGGAAGAACGUAAGGUGGCGCUCGUGAAGCAGAGACGCGAACAGGAGAAACUUCAAAUGACGCACGAUAAGCAGCUCGAGAUGCUGUCGCACGACAUCCAGAAAAUGAUCGACAUGUAUAAGAACGAGGAGAUAGAAUACGACAUGUCGUCGAAGAGCGAGUUUUUCGCCUGACUAGAGAGGUUUUUGUACGGCGACACGUUCGGACCGAAGCGGUCGGACAGCGCGGACGAAUUGGACAGUUGAAACCGGUUAGUUUGUCCCGAAGCGAUUCUGUGAAUUCCGAUCAAGCCCUUAGAAUAGGUAAAAGGCUAGGGAUGAGUUGUUACCUUAAUCUUCAUAGUUGGCCUUUCGCGGACGCGUCUCUUAAUGCUCGCGUUAUCCUCUAUCUUUCUCUCUUCUAGAACGGCGAGAUGGUGACGAGCAAAAAAAAAAAAACGAACGAUACGGUGUUUUUCAUUUCAUCUAAGAUCUGACAUAGACUAUAGAAAUUCUGGUAUUUAUAUAUAUAUAU
Molecule: messenger RNA, 3800 nt
Organism: Cylas formicarius (sweet potato weevil)
Lineage: Eukaryota; Metazoa; Arthropoda; Insecta; Coleoptera; Brentidae
Gene: norpA
Product: 1-phosphatidylinositol 4,5-bisphosphate phosphodiesterase
Exons: 16
Coding region: 218-3460 (1080 amino acids)
Biological process (GO): phosphatidylinositol-mediated signaling; lipid metabolic process
Molecular function (GO): phosphatidylinositol-4,5-bisphosphate phospholipase C activity; calcium ion binding
Source: RefSeq, a predicted model, not a curated record